Pocillopora meandrina is the source of this 25622-nucleotide messenger RNA. The record is from the annotation of a GenBank genome assembly. Lineage: Eukaryota; Metazoa; Cnidaria; Anthozoa; Scleractinia; Pocilloporidae.
AUGCGUGAAAAACAGCGAUUUCGCCCGGUGACUUUCUUCAAAUUCCUAGCUUUAUUUCUCGCAGUUGGACUUGCGGAUGGAUUAAGGUAAACGUGUUUGUGUUUCAGAAAAAAAACGGUUUGUCAAGUUUGAAACUAAAUUUGCCAGAGAUUAGCUCAGGAGAAUUACAGCUAGUUAAGACGGUGAGACAUAUCAGAGUUCUCUUGAAAAAAUUGUAUCAGAGGAAGGUGCGAACCCGAGAGAGUACAGAUGAAGAAAACAAAUUGGAAUCAGCAGUUUAAAUCUUUAAAAGGCAGCGGAAAUACUUUUAGCUUUGCCAUUAACCUCCAUUAGUUUUAAUUUUAGAAAAGAAUUUCGAGCCUUAUAUUUUCAGUUUAUGCGUUCUGACUUAUAUACUGCGGCAAAGAAGAUUUUCUGGUCGGGUUUUCGGGAAUUUUAUAUUUUUAAUACUGCAAUAUUUUAAGAAUUAAUUGGAACGAUCAAAAAGAGGCUUUAACAUCUCAUCUUAUGGGUGGCCUCCUCUGUGAAUGGUUGUGGCCUCCUCUGUGAAUGGUUGCGCACUAAAACAUAACGUCAACGAAUUAAUGAACGUCUUUUAUGUUCUCUUCACCAAUAAGCUGGAAAAUAAAAGCUUUUUCAAAAGGAACAAGCGGGACAAUUAUGGAGGAUUAUCAGAAAAAUAAUGAAAUAUUUUCCGUUUAUUAUAUGUGUCCAAAUUGCUUAAUUUUGACACAAAACGUAGGGGCAUCCAUAUGGUUUGGUUUACUAUGUAUUUAAAACCCAAGUUCUAGUUGGGUGAUCUUUGAGAGAAAAAGAUAUACUUUGUCAUGUAACCAUCACGAAUGGAAUUUAUCUUUACAUUAUAGAGAUGAUUUGCCACAAACUUAUGAAGCCGAAGUAGACAAUCUUGCCGCCUUGGAGAGAAAUCAAAGAUCGUUCCGAUGUAAGUAACUCUCUUCACUUUCUUUAUGUCCUCGUGAACCAAUUUCAUCAUUUUUAAAAAUCUUUGAAUUUGUGUUAUGCAACUCUAAAAGCUCCUGGCGAGGGUUUUCUCAUGCCAGGGUUUGCUUGAUUUAGAAAUGCCGUAUUUCCCACACCUUUCAGCAAUGUUUUCACAAAAUAUUACGCAUUCUUCAGCGAAAAUUGUACGAAUUAACUGAAUUACAGGAAAAAUUAAACAAAAGAUUGACUUCUUCGAUUUUCCUAAAACAAAAAAAAAAUUAAAAAACCAAGUUUAUGCAUGUUUAUGCGUGUGAUUUUUGAUGGAUUCUUAACACUCAAAUGGUGUCGAAAAUGUGUGAAGAGGGACGUUAAGACACCCAUUUUAAUAGAAAUUUUUUAAUGGGGUCAUCUUUCACGAAAACGAAUUUCCACUUCCCAGAAGCAAAUCCCACGAUUACUUUCAUUUGUAACCCAAUUCUAGAGUCAAGUUUUAUCCAAAUUAAACUAUUUAGCUUGAAAUAUUUACUAUCCUGAAUUCACGGUUGAUUUUCGAUUGGUUAUUUUGGAAAGGUAAAUGAAAUCAUAAAAUUGAAAAUUAAAUUUUUUCUUUUGUGGUAACGCGAGCAUAGCAACCCAAGUCUUCUUGGUUGCCAUUGGCUUUUUGACGUCAGAGAUUUAAACCAUGUGAUUAUAGAACUAAUUUUUGGGAGAGGAGAAUCUUCCCGAAAUCGAUCACGGUUUAACGUUCAUUCUUCAUCAAAAUGCUUUAGUAGGUUUUUAGAUGAAUAAAAAUAAAAGUAAACAAUUUAGUAGAAGUUCACUUUUUUGUACACCAAGCCCAAAAAAAAGAAAAAAAAACAGUCUCCUAAAAGGUAAUUAUAAAACCAUUUCAUGAAUCUCAAGCUCUUUUGGAAAUGAACUCUAAUUUUAACCACGCCAUAAAAUUUUCCCCUCAGUCUAAGAUUCUACAAGAUCCAUCGUCAUUUUACCAGCGUAAAUUCAACUGUAAAAUUCGCAGUGAAGCUAAUAGUAUCAACUUUGCCUUGAAGAUGACGUAUACGGUCCGGGAAGAAGGUCAAGCUACCAGAAUGACGACAGUAAUCUUUGCAUUCCAAUGUGCGCCAACGGCGGAACGUGUGUUAACAAAACGUGCGUCUGUCCUGAUGGGUGGCGUGGAAGAAGUUGCAGAGAAGGUGGGUUUGAGUAGGGAGCUUUGUAAAAGUAGCUCACUAAAAUUAAGUGUGGAAAUCUUAAAUGUCCUAUUACAUCAAAAGUUCCAUUCAUAUUUCGUGAAGUUGCCACCGGAGAAGAGAACGUAUGAACGAUUAUGUAGUAACGUUUAAAUGCUCACUAUUACGAUAAGCAAUGAUGAAAGUAAAAAAUGAAAGAGAGAUGAUGUUUUUUUCAUUGUUUCAGAGGUCUGCUCGCCCGAGUGUUUAAACGGUGGUAGCUGUGAAAAUGGAAAGUGCAAAUGCCCUUCAGGCUGGGAAGGAGACCGUUGUCAAAAUAGUAAGUAAAAUAUCUUUCAAGAGCUGUAGGACACCGGUAUUUCAAUAAUAGUAAUAAUAAUAAUAAUAAUAAUAAUAAUAAUAAUAAUAAUAAUAAUGAUAAUAAUAACACUUUAUUUGCCAAGCACUAUUUCUAUCACUACCCUGUAGUACUUUACAAUGACUGAAAUAAACAUAAAGUUCUUGCAAAUCCCAACUGGCAGGCGUAGACCAGUUGGCUUUUUAUACAGUGCAGCCGAGGAGUUGAACUCGGGGCGAUCGAGAAGGAAUCCAAUGAGUCACCAGAUUACAAGUCCAGUGCAUCAACAAUUCGGCCACGCUGCCCCCCCUCCCCACUUAGGAGUGACCAGGAGGAAAUUUUUCGUCAACAUCAACUGAUUACGUUGUCAAACUGACAGCUGAUAAACAUCUAGAAAGAUAUUGCUGAAUAUCAGAAUUUCAGAAAUAAAUCUGGAAAAAAUGUUUGGCAGAAAUAAGGAAAGUAUUUCGAUCUUAAGCUGUGAAGAACGUCAGAAGCACUUGCCUUUUAUCGAAGGAAAAACUAAGAACAGCUUCCUUUCGUAGCCAGACUCUGUGAAACAUGCUCUCAGGUUAAAUUUUGGUGUUUACUUCAACCGCGUUCAUAUAGAUGUAGUUAUCAUGGAAAUAACUUUAUCUCCUAAUCUCCCUUAAGCAUCUUGUAGUGGAUAUUUUUUAGUCGUGUUAUUUUUAGUUUUCAGUCGUAAUAUUUUAAGGUUUUUCUUCAAUUAAAAUGCAUUUUAUUUCUUUUGACAUCGUAAAGUUUAGUUAAACCAGUUUAUAAAGAUUCAGUGUAAAACUUCCUUUCACAGUUGCGUGUACGAAGGUCUGUGCAAAUGGGGCAGCAUGUGUGAACGAUACAUGUGUUUGUAUUAAUGGCUGGGCAGGAGAACUUUGUACCAAAGGUAAGACAAAAAUUUUUUAUUUAUUCUUUGCUGAUCUUUAUUAGAGGAAUUUUAAAGGUUUCGUUUUUGAUCCCAUAACAAACAAACGAGCGAAGAGAUGUAUGUAAGUGAAAGAUGAUGUUAUUCAGUAAAUGACACAGGCAUAGUCGCUGAAAAAGAACACUGAGUGCUCCCAAUCGGAGUUGAACUUACGACCUUCCGAUAAGUACCUCGGAUGCUACACCACUGAGCCCUUACGGGACUUGUGGCUGGGUAGGUCGUGUAAGAAGGAAAUAAAUAAACAAACAAACAAACAAACAAAAAAACAACAAGGGGUGAAACAGACAGGUAGUAUGUAUAUUGGCUUUUAAACUCUUUACGGUGGCCAAUUUACGUUAUCAACUCAGUUGACAAUACCAAAUUACUCUGUUAUACUCUCCCACCGACGUAGCAUUUCAGUUUCUUAAGAAACUUUCCCCCUUUAGGCAAUAUAUUAGAUGUUCCACAAGGUGCUUUAACUGUUUUGGAGCACAGAAAUUCCAAUGCUUCAUGUUGUAAUUAUAUUUGUCAACUUUCAACUUCUACUUUUAUAUUAUAAGAGACAACCAUUUAUGCCUUAUGCCUUUCUUUUAGAAUUUUAGUUGACUAAUUUCUUUGUACGUUGUCACCUGGCAGCUACUUGUAUUCCGUACUGUAAGAACGGGGGAACCUGCGGAAGCCAACCAAACAAAUGUAUUUGCCCAAAUGGAUAUAACGACAAAACUAACUGCGAGUCGUGUAAGUGAAACUUUUAUUACAGAUGUGAAAUCAAAGAUUACUUUUUGUUACGCUAGAUGUGGCUUAUUUAUUUAAAAAGUCAAGCGGGGUGAAACCUUCAGGAGAGUAUGUAAAGAGAGAAUGCAAAGCCCACAAUAUCCAUGAAGUUAUGAGACUUGAACCCGGUAUUUCGCCUUACAAAAAAUCUUAACCGAAUUCUUCUCAGCAGGGUGCCUCAGUUGUUUUCCGUUCCGUCGGACUCCGUUCUAAUUCUAAAACUUUUGGGUCAAACAAGGCACAAUUUUUUUUGUUUUCUUUCGGUAACAAUACACUAUUGUUUUUUCAACUAGCAUAUUGUAAUCCUGAUUGUGGUGUUGGCGGAAUUUGCGCCUAUAACGUCGCUGAGGGUAAAAUGAAGUGUUCAUGCAAGCAGGGAUACUUCGGUGCCGCGUGUGACCAAGGUAAGUUACCCACACAUCUACCUCGUUACCAUUCCACCCCAUCACUCACCCACCCACCCUCCUUUACAAGCCUUUUUAAUGAUUAAAGGAAGAGAGAAUGGAGAAGGGCAUCAUAGACUUAGCUCAUAAGACGCCUUUUCAGUUAAAUUAAAUUUUUCCAUAUUUAAACAAAACAAUACAAAUAUGAGGAAAGAGAAGAGGAAUCACACCUUAAACAACAGAUAAAUAAAUCGUGCAAGGUUUAAGUUUGACAGUAAAUGAUACUAAGAAAAGUAAUUCAUGUAAAGUGAUCCUUUAAACAGUUCUCUAGUGGGAUUCUCCCGUAUAGAUAUAGGAAUACGAUUCCAAAAGAAGCCCGUGGGACAGAACCUCCUGAUAUUUAUUCUGAAGGGAAUAAAUUCCUUCCUAUCCACUUACUUGCCCACCCACCGUCUUACCUCUUUACCUACUUAUCCACCAAUUUCCUAAACCUACCUAUCUGUCUCCAGGUACCUACGGACAUACCCAAAUAGAACGGUUUUCAAUUGAGUGUCGAGAAACAAUCCAUUGUAAUCACAACAGCCAAUCCGAAGAAAGGUUUACACCAUCAUUAGCCAAUGGGAAAUCAAAGUGAAAUCUGGGAAACUGGUUGAAGUGCAAGAAACUCGUUUAUUUCGAUAGGCAUAUUUGUACCUACCUGGUUAAAGUUCGAUCCUCAAUUCAGCUUCAUAUAACAUUGUACUAUUUUUUACUACAGUUUUGAAUCUUUAAAUCUUUAAGUUGUCUUUUGUUAAUUUCUUAUAGUGAAUCCCUGUGAGAUGGACGUAGACGAAGGUGCAAGCUCCUACUUUCUCGCCGAAACUUUUGCCUUGAGUGACGCAGAUGCUCUGGGCUGGAAGACCGAUGCUGCAACCCAAAAAGCAUGUUUGAAAUACCUUGAGGAAGUCAAUAAUCAGUGCCCUUCAUUAAAGACAUUAUUCAAUCAAAUUGAAUGCGAGAAAUACUGCCGUAAGUUGUAUGAUUGCUUCCCAUCGACAUAAGGGGUGAAACAGUCAGUGAUGCUAUCUAACUUAAUUCUCGGAACACACUUAAAGGAUCUUAGUCAACCAUAAUGUACUGUGCGCACGUACCCGAAAAUCCUAUAUCGGAAAAAAAGGCUCUUAUAAAGGGUAGUUACCAAGGUUAUAAAUAUUCAUUCCUUUUCCUUUUUUUGGCAGUUCCCGACGAAACAGAUGAGGUAUGUAGAAAGAUUUGGGAUCCUGAGAGUUCGGGAUAUUCAAAAAGCAGAAUUCCGCGUGGAAACCAGUCGGUUUACUACGACGCUGAGUCUAAUACGUGCAAGAAUUUCUCGACACUUGGCUGUCUAGGAAAUGCGAAUAACUUUGGUAGCAUGAAGAGCUGUGAGGACAAAUGCAUCCGUGAGUAGUUCUACAUAUGAUUCUCACCUCUUUUCAUCAUUAAUUUUCGUUUCAAAAAUACGAAGAAAAUUAUUGAAACUUUUAAAGUCUUUAGUCAAAGGAAUAAAUUUAUUUGGAAUCCUUGUCUGUUUUAUGUAAUGUGAGUGGUUGAUCGUGUUCGAAUGACUCCGCCAGCAGUAGAGACACUGCAAAUAAACGUGUAUUCUUCUGUCUCAUAUCAUUGUAUUUACCCCUUAUAUGAUUGAAAUCGUUUGUAUAUUCCCUCCAUUUCCUCUGUCUAUAUGUUUGCGCUAGAUGUUGCUGUUAAAGUUUGUUUGCACAUGCGGUUGUUGCAUUUUCUUGUUUUUCUCCACUGUUUUACUUUAUAUUUGCUUUUAACCAUCAGUUCUUGUGCCAUUGCUCAUAUUUUUCUUACAAUAUUUUAUUAUUUAUCUCUACAGGCACUGCUUCAAAAUUGCCAUUCAUAAACAGUAAGUUUACCUUUUUUGAGUAAUUAUCCUAAACGUAAUUUCUGUAAGUUUCAACUGCUAAAUGGCAAAGAUGCUUAGGCUAUUUCUGGGAUUAAUUUUGUCACACGCUUCAGUAAUUCAAACUACGUUUCAGUGGCUUGACAUGAUGUGAGUCAUUCCACCAAACGGUAAACCUUGUGCACUUAUUCAAAUUUGUUUACAGUCUUUGAUAACUAAUAGAAGGCACCAUUAUUUACAAGUUUAAAUUCUAUCACGCUCUGGUGCACCUGUGAUUACCUUAUGGACUUUCGGCCCUUGUACUUUUGUCUUCAUUUGUUGAGUGCAAAGGUCUGAUUUGCUGUCACCACCCAGAUGAUUAUUUCCAGCUACGCAAAUUGCCCCAAUGCUUUCAGGGUCAUAACACGGGUUUUAAAGUAGAAGUGAACUGCCAGGUACCUACCUGCCUUUCACGUACCCGUAGGGUACGAUUUCAAUGAAUAGCAAGUUAUGGGUGCCACCUAUAAAACCUCUCAGCACAGUCUGUUUAGCAGCAGGCUCUCGUGUUUGGAGUCCGCCUCGUGGCCACUUUCCGGCACGGCCACCUAUUACCCCAAUUGUGACCGCCUUCGGGAAAAGUCAUUUAAACCCCUAGCUACAAUUUUCGCUUUGUUCUCGUAAGACUUAUCACCAACUCCUAUUGCUCAGAGACUGUUGGCCGUGAGCUAUUUUUUAAUUCUUCAAGGCGCUUUUUUAUGCAUUCCGUUUUCUCGGAGGUUUCUUAUCGACGUUCGUAGCUAACCCAACAGUUUCUCUCAUCAUAUUGAAUGAAUACGAUUUCCAAGUAAUGAUUAUUGGUAUGUUUCAUUGUGGGGUUUUUUUGGAACGUCGACUACACCUUAGUCCAUAAAAAUAAAGAAACUUGGUUAAUACUUGUAACAUCAUGACAUUUCGUUUGUUGAAUAACAGGUAUGUCUUUAAUAGCUCUCAUGAUUUCUAUGUCCAUAUUUUUUCAGCAACUGGAACUUGCUUUGUCACUGGGAGAGAUCAUUUCAACACGUUUGAUAACACGCCCUACAGAUUCUUUCAGGAAAAUUGUUCACAAAUGCUUGUCUUGGACAAAGAAAAUCCGGAGGAGUUUAAGGUGGUCCUGAACGGGAAUUCGGGUUGCGAAAUGAUUUAUCCUUGUCAGAAAUCUCUGGACUUGAUUUUAGAUGGUGCGAAAGUAUACCUUGGAGCUAAAACAAACACUACGUUUAUCGUGAAAGUCAAUGAUAAACCGGUUGAUCUUCCAUAUACGGAUUCGUGGCCUUAUGUCAAAAAGGUGGGUGCAGUCGUAAAAGGAUUGUGGUUGUUAAUGUUUGUUGUAGUACGAAUGAUGCUAAUGUUUUUUCGUUUUCCUCGCUAUGUAUGUGUCGAUUCUGGUUUUGAUCGUGAUUGCUUGAUUUACUGAAGAUUGUCACAAACUAGAGUUUCCAAUUUCGGUGAUUUCUGUCACAGGGUUCACCUAAAGUGAUGGCCGCUUUAAUAUAAAAGUGAAUGCGUUAACCAACUUUUUUUUUUAUUACAAUCUUUUCAGCUUCAAGAGUAUAUUUAGAUUUUUUUUCAAAAAGUCAUUCUUACUGCAGUAAGUUGCCCUUGUACUUAAUUUUCGCUCUGUUGCUGAAACAGCCUCCCUUUUUUUCCUUUUACAGAGCGGUCGCUAUGUUUUGGUGAAAUCGCAAGAUCACAUCAACAUUCUGUGGGACGGUGUACAAGAUGUCAUUAUCAAAGUUCCGGAUAGCUAUAAGCACUCCAAGGAGCAUAAGUUGGUGGGUCUGUGCGGUCUUUUUGACGCGAACAGUACGAACGACUUUACUGACAUCGAAGGCAAUCUAAGGGGGAAAGAGGAUAUCAAAGACUUCGCGGACAGCUUCAAACAGGACGUCAGUUGCGGUAACAGUCAGAAUAGCAAGCCCCCCAAUAGAACAGCCAGUGACAUACGCGAAAUCGAGGAAAAGUGUAGUUUGUUGGGGGACAUGUUCGGCCCUUUCGGGCCGUGCCAUAAUUCUACCGAUUACCGGCCUUUUAUGGGAAUGUGCAUGUCGGACUUGUACGAAACUAGCAAGCAAUUCUGGGACGAAGCGAAAUGCGACUCGUUCGCCCUCUACGCCCGUGUUUGCGCAUGGUUCCACCGUACGUCGGUCAAAGGAUGGAGGACGCCGAAUAGUUGUCGUAAGUAAACGAUCUUAUUGGUCAGAGCAAAACGACCCCCCUAAAAAUAUUGAAAUCUACUUCUGGAAUGCAACUAAAAACUACAGUGAAAGGUGACUGUAACUUAAUUUAAACAACAGAAAAACGCUAUCUGGGAAUGGUAGUAUGGUUAGAUUAGGGUAGUAAAAUCUUAUGAUCGUAUUGUCCUGAAAACUGGUUUUGCUUUUUGUGACGUCUGACUACACUAGUGGGUUCAAAUAAUUUGUAGUACACAGUUUCUUCUCGCAGAAUAGUGACCGUGUAAGGAGAAAAGCUGACGAGAGAUUUUCGUAAUUUGUCGGACGAUCACGAUCGUAUUUUAUUGUUUAACCCUUUAACUCCCAAGAUCUCAUUUGUAACUCUCCUUACUAUCUGCCAAACGAUUAUCAUCAUGUUAGUGUGGAGAAUUUGGUUUGGGAUCAAUUAGUAAUCCCAUAAUUGUCUUUCUUCGUCACCCACGGGAGGUAAAGGGUUAAAACAAUUAUCGCUUGGAUGCGAUAGAAUCGAAAAAAUUUACUGAGCGCUCACGCUAUAUUUUUAUAGUAGUAUUUGGCGCCUUGUAACAUGGAGACUAUUCGUUCGGCAAGAUAGAAAACGUAAAGUGGGCAAGGAGGAACCACUUACGAACAAAGAUGCGAGGGAUAAAAAAGGUAAAACUGAUCAAAAUGUCGGUGUCCGCUAAAAAAGGCUAAUUUUUUUUUAAGAUGUCGUGUCUUAGUUCCUGCGAAGUCUCCUUGAAAACCCGUUUGUGAUCGAGACAGCUCUCGAAAAAUCCUUCUCCUGCCAAAGUGAAUGCAAAUAAUUUGUUAAAUUCAAGUUUGCAAGACCCUUGAAAGUUGUAAAAGCUUAUUCCUGAAGAAAGAAUCUCGGUUUUUCCAUAGCAAUCACGUGCCCAGCUGGAUUCGUGUACAAUGAAUGUGGAUCGUCGUGCCCACUGAAUUGCCGAAAUCUCAACAGCAAAAAUGCCGGUUGUAAUUCGCCCUGCACUGACGGAUGUCAUUGCCCUGAAGGAAAGUGGCUGGACGGCAAUGUUUGUGUUGAAAAAAGCAAGUGCUCCUGUAUGUAUCGAAAAGUAGUCUAUCCUAAUGGAGCGCAAAGAGUAGAACCUUGUGAAACAUGGUGAGUCUCUGACAAGUGAAAUUGCUCGCGAUUAUUAUCAGGGUACAUUCUCUUGAAUUUGUUUGAUCUUUUGCUCGUGAAUUGAAUCUGACGCUCUCAGCUUUCUGUCACAGUAAUUAGCUUGUUUCAGCUAAGUAUAAAUGGAUGCACAACUGUAGGUUUACCUAUUAUGAAGCAGGCUUGGCAAGGCCCGAACAUCACUUCUUUGACCCUUCAUAUUAGUAUAAAAUAAAACGGUAGAUAGCGUUUAAGGUGCGCUCUGAUUGGCUACUCAAACUCCGAAUAUCCUUUGCUAUUCAGCUCCAAGUAACUUGCCCGAAAAUUUUGUAAUCGUUGUAGGAAUAACUGAGUUGAAAUCAUCUUUUUGUGCUAUAUCAUUUCACUUUUAAUAUAUUCUAGAACAACUAGUCAUCUCAAUGUCGCUCUGUAGCCACCUCCACUUUGGUGAAUAGUGAUGAUGUCGAUCGAUGAAGAAGUCUUCAAAUAGUACACAAGAGACAUCAAACGGCCUUUAACUGUAAAUAACCUGAAAGAAACAAGGAAUAAACCAAAAAAGUUCUUGAGUAUCGGGAAAAAAUUGUUAAGUAGCGAUUUGAUACAAAUGGCAUUUGGAUAAAUGGUAAUCGAUCCGUUUAUCAAAUUUGUCUUUGUUUUUUUGUUUUGUUUUUUUUUUCGGAAGUUGUUUUCGGAAGUUAUCCUCAUUUGUUACGGAGAUUUUUUGCUAAGGCCUAGAUCCCAUAACUUUGGCCCAUCGACAAUUUUGUAUUCCAAACAUUGUUGCCUGGAAAUAAGAGCACUUCUAGAACAAUUACAGCUUGGGCCAUCAAAUUGAUUCACAAAAUUGAUGAAUUUAAACUGUCUAUUUUUAGUACUUGUAACGGUGGAGAGUGGUUGUGUUCAAAGAAGCCCUGUCCAGGUAGGUCUUAAAUGAAUUUAGCUCAGUGGUUCAUCUGUAAGCUUGUUUUCCCAUUUGCUGAAUAAUUGAUUAAGAUCUUUUAAAAUUUAUUUAUUUUUUCCCCACUGUACUAUUCAAACUCAUUUCAUACGGCUGAAUUUACAAGCCGCUUGAAGGUAAACUACUCAGAAAAUUCCUGUUCCUAAGAGGAACCAUGUAAUUUGUAAACCUUUGGUGUCAUGUAGCAAAGUGCUGCCUCCGUUAAAAAAACAUGAAUUAAAACUUGAAAAAUAAAUACAGUAAGCGAUUUACUAAAUAAAUGAAUGACUAAUGGGCCGAUUGAAGAGAAUCUUUUUAAUUAAGUCGCGAUUUUAUAUUUGGACCUAGGUUCGUUAGAUUGAAAAAACAGUUAAAUAUGGUGCUACAGGUUUUGUGAACAAUAACGCACUCUACAUUUAUUUACAACUACAUGAUAUGCGAAGGAAAGCAGAACUGCUGCUUAAGUGGAUUCAAGUAUGAAAAUGAAUAUGCAAUAGAGUUCCACUAGUUUAGCUGCAAUGUCAGCUACUCGCAGUCUCCAAAUUCAGAUCGAUUUUUUUUGCGAAAACAAAGAAACGAAUAAAGGCAAAACUCCCCCCCCCCAAAAAAAAACAAAAACAAAUUCAUAGAAGGGACAAGGACAUGUAAGUUUGCAGAAGAUUAACAAAUAUUUCAAUUUCCGAAAUUGGGGUCAAAUUUUUCUGAUGCACAGAUCAUCACAUAGCUUCUUAAAACUUAACUGAUCGCGUCUCUCAAGCAUGAUUGCAGUUCGCAGUGCAAGAUUCAGAAGAGGGACUAGGCACAAGCCUAACUUUAUUCAACCCCCAAAAUCAGCCAGUGGAGACCUCUUUUACGUGGACUGUUUUCGACAGCGUUCUCUCCCAUUGCACGAAUGUGAAAAAUGAAUUUUUUUGCCUCUUAGGAACUUGCUCCGUCAUUGGCGACCCUCACGUCACAACUUUUGACGGCAAGACGUACACCAUGCAUUUGAAGGAAUGCUCGUAUGUAAUGUCAGAGCAGUGUCACAUGCCUAAUGGAGUAGGCCGGGGUUACUCCAUUACCAUUCGUAACAGGAACUGCACAGCAAUGUACGCAAAUUGUAAACGGGAAGUGCUAGUGAAUGUCACUGGCCAACCUUUCUUGAUUUUGGACGUCGAGGAUGGUACCAGUAAGCCGACUGCUUCCAUCGAGACUCAAAGUGGCAGCGUGACGAGUGUCAAAACGGAUUACUCCGCCGAGAAGAUGGAUGUCGAAUUUCUUGGUGACCGAAACAUUUUUGUUCGUGUCAACCUUGGGGUAGGUAUCGAUGAGCUGGGCUUUAGGAAACAAGCAAAAGUUUUAAACUUAUCCAAAUUGCUCGAAUAGAAUGUCCGCGUCUCAGUGAUUUCGUUUGGUCAUGGAUCCUGAGAGAUCAAGUCCUUCAGGUCCCACUUUCCUCUUUGCAAAAUUCUAUUACGUGAGGUUAAGGGGAUGAUAGAAAAUAUUGUUUCCUUUUCAUAUGCAAACUUGGGCCAUUGCCAUCACAAGUUCUGAAAGUAAAUCAUAUUUAACGGGAAAACAAACGGGGUUGAUCACGCUUCAAGAAAACAAGUGUAGUAUUGUCUUCCUUUUCAUUCGCUUUUUCAAUUUCAUGUUUAUCUGAAAGAAUGGAGUGGCAUUUUCUAUCCACUGGACUGGCUACAACAUUUAUUUGACGGUGAACUCGACGCUAAAAGACCAAACAUGUGGUCUUUGUGGUACAUUCAAUGAUAUGAAAGAGGAUGACUUCCACAUGCGCAGUAAUGACGACAUAGUGUCCAUCGACGAAUUCGCUAAGGAAUGGCUGAUCCCAGAUCUCUCCGAUGAAAAAUGCGAGACAGAGAGCGUGGUAAGCUCGAUUAACUACUGCAAUAUUUAUCAACAAAAUAAACAGUGGACUCUUGAUCAGUGUUUCAAAUUAAAAAAUACUUCCCUUCCGUUCGCUGCCUGUCACAGCGAGGUGAGUGUGUUGGAGUACUAUGAAAAGUGUGUUCAAGAUGGAUGUCGAUGCAAGGGAUGCCUGUGUAAAGUCAUAGCAGGGUAUGCAAAGGCCUGUGCGGACAAGGGGAUUGAUUUGAACGGAUGGAGAAACUUAGUUUCCAGCUGCGCGGAAGGUGGGUUUUAUAGGAUACAUGUCACACGAAAUGUAGAGUUCUCGGUGUAUUUCAAAUAACCAAACUUAAUGGAAAAACACAACAUAUUUUUCUAAAAUGAGCAACGAAAACGCUGAAGAGACGACGGAUAAACGCCGUAUCCAGAUGCACAGGUACACAUGUAUACUCAGUAGACUCCCAGUUUAUCGAACCCCGGUUUUCUCUAGACUGCAGAUAUUAACAACCAAAACUGGAAUUGCUUCCCGUACUCAAACACAGUUGCUUUACUCCGAACUUUUUUCGCCCUCCAUGAAAUUAAACCGCAAUUUUUCUCUCCUAAGAGGUUAAAAAAUUGGAAUUCUACUUUAGUUUUCUUUGAUAUAUUAGAUCAUGAGAAAAUCCCACUCAAUAUCAUGUUCCCAAAAGAGUUAAACACUGUACCUGUCAACCCUUACCUUACAAAUUUCUUUGCAUCACAAAUUUUGUUUAUCUACUAAACAAAGCACGAAAUGAUGUUCUAGAUUACCAGUGCGGUGCAGACAUGAAGCUUGAGCAAUGUCGUAGACAUACCAACGGCUCAUUAGCUUGUCCUCAGACUUGCGAGGAUCUAAAUCCCGACCAAGACGGAGAUUGCAGGAGGUAAUGUCAUUUGUACACUUCUACUAACUCUUUCAACCCGAUAGGAAACUUAAGACGUUGAAGUAACUAAUAUGAUGAAGUAAUAAAAGUGCCUUGCUAAAGGACUCGUAGUAUGUCACUUUGUCCCUCAACACAUACUGACACAGUUAUAAGAACCCCCUCCUAGGUCAAUAUGUUAAACAGGCGCCCCCUCUUCCCUCACUUUCAACUAUAUUUAUAACUUUUUAAGCCGCAACUACAGCUGAAUCAAAAGUUUCUUAAUACGCGCCCCCUCGAUUAGGCUCCCUCCUUCCAAUAACCUCCUCCAAUCCCUCCUUUUACCCGAAAUUUCGAAUGAGCGCCCGGACGCUUCUUACAGAAAAUACUAUAAUCACCCAUUAAUUUCCACUAUGUCAGACGUUUGUUGGAAACCCUCGAACCUCUAUAACCGUCGUACACUCCUAAUGUAAGCUACCCUGACAUUUGCAAUUUUUUCCAGACGUGGCUGCGUAGAAGCUUGCUAUUGUAAAGAUGAGGAUCAGGUUCUGAGGAGCAAUAAAUGCGUGCUAAAGGAGGAAUGUCCUUGUUACUUUGAAGGGAAAGAGUACGAGAAGGGAGCCACACGAUUUGUCCGAUGCAACACUUGGUACGUUUAAUUGUUAUUGUUUUGGUUUCAAGGUUAACGUUUGUACGCCAAUGAAGUCAUCUGAGUACUGUGAAAUGUCCAAGAUUUGCAGGAAGGAAGUAGAGGAGUGCGAUCACCGCGUUACUUUCUCAGCAUGAUGAAGUUAAAAGUUCAGAGUCGGAAUUUUGUGUUUGCAAUUUCACUUGAAAAGCUGUGUUCAGCGCACUUAUCGUUUCAAAAGUGAAUAGAUCAAUAUGAUUCUUUUUUAUGAAGGAGAUUCGUUGCCCCUUUGGUUUUUGCAUUUUAAUCCGUAUUCAAAGGUUCGGGCUUGCGUCCUGGCUGGGUCAUACUGUUUUUUUAAGAUAGGACAUCUAACAUUCAUCGGGUCUUACUUCAUCCAGGAGUGGGCAUGAGUAUUUGCAAACUGUCAGAGAAACCUGAGGGAAUUCUGUGUUGGGAAGGGCCUGGAUACCAGCACAUAUGAUGGACUAGCUUCCCAUCAAAGAAGAGUAGCCUGCGCAGGCGCUUUGGAAGCUAGUAUAAGAUAAAGUAGUGAUAAAUCAAUAGGCAAAGAUUUUAGGACGUAAUACUUUUUUUUUUUUUAAUAUCUUUUUGCUGUCAGCACUUGCAAAGGAGGUGGACAGUGGGAGUGUACAGAUGACGACUGUGAUAGUAAGUACUUCAAAUUUUUAAAACUUGUGGCCAAAUUUUUCACACGCAUUCGUUUAAUUCAACAUAUAUGGGGGGUCUAAGGUUGAGGUUGGACUCUUUCUCGGGGACUCAAAAUUUUCUCUCUGUCCCACGCUCAUAAGACGAAAAAACAUAUUUCGCUUUACACCGAGAUUGUAAUUAAACUAUAUCUUUUUGUCUUCAUAGCUACUUUAAUUGCCUUUUUAACCACGAUCAUCUUUCUUGACAUAAUUCUGCCUGUGUUAUCUGCCUCAGCCUUCGGCUCAAUGCUCCACCUCAACCAAUAAUUACUUACUAUAAGCUACUGUUUUAACAUUUUUAAAGUAUUUCUAUUUCGACCCCUAUUUGAAUAAUCGCAAUUUUUUCAAAUUUUUUUUCGUAGAAAUGUGCGCUAAGGAAGGAAAGGUGUACUCAGACUGCGGUCUUACAUGCGACAAUUACCUGAUGAGUGACAUCUCACGACAGUCCCGGUGUAAGCGGGGAUGUUUCUGUCCUGGUGAUCAACUGCUCCUUGAGAACGGAACAUGUGUGGAAAAGAAUCAGUGUGGCUGUAAACACAACAACAAGAUUUACCAGAAGGGUGAAACCAACCCAGUUGAUUGCUCAAAGUAUGUGUACUAUAAAAACGAAAAAGAAUACAACUUUGAAGUGUUUGAAACGUUCUCUGUUUAAGUAUUUCAAAGUUGUGUUAUCAUAAGUUUUCUUUGUCUUGUAUUGUUAUCUUAUUCAAAAAUAGAUGAAAAAGGAUUAAAACUGACGUAGCAAAGAAACUUUUAUCAAAAGGUAUUAAUAACUAGAUUUUUCCCGUGGGGAGGGGGCAUCGUAAAAAAAGAUUUUGCAGCCAGCCUUGUACACUAAACAGUUUCCCUUUUGACACCUACUUUUGCACUUGUCAUUCCCGCGAGUAACUUAAGGUUAAUGCAAAACAACUACGAUAUGAUAAAUUUUCUUUUAUAACGUUUUUUCUGUAGCAUAUUAUUGAAUAUCAUAGUUUAAGAGAUAAUUGGAUAUUAUGCAUGCUACAGAUAAGCUCCUUUCGCCAGCAAUGUGACUUUGUGGCUGCUCCGCUGUGAUGCUUGUGUUUUGUUAAGUAAGAAUCCCUCGCAUUAUGAGUCCUGCUAUGACGGUAUUUAAUCAUUCAUUAGCAGCCCAGGGAAUUACUUUUCAACAGAACACAACCUCAACAUAACUGGCUUCUGGGGUGGACAAUUACCAACGCGUUAAGACUAAAGGAAGUGAAACCAAGUUAGCCAGGAAUUAUCGGAAAUCACAGACCACGACGGAGUUUCUUAAAUGCAGCUUAGUGUUUUGUGCGCUUAUGUUCUAGUUUCUGGAUAAUGAGACUAUUAACGCGUUAAUUUCUUGAUUUUUUUUUAACUCACUAGAACUUGCAACGGCGCUCGUGAGUGGAUCUCUGACAACAUGAUCAAUCCGUCGCCGGAAUACGAGUGCGCCGCAACGGGUCAGGAUCAUUAUCGAUCAUUUGAUGGAAGAUGGAUCAAGUUUCAUCAGGAGAGCUGCAAGUUUACCAUGAUGAAAGAAGAUACUGUCGAAAUCUCUGUCAAGAACGAACCAUGCAGGUAUGGCCUUUUGGCCCUCAUUCACUCAUUGUGAUAUUUUCCGUCCUAUUAUCUUAUUCGCUGUUGUGUAAUACACAAUAUUUAGGUGCGUUUCCCAGACCAAGAUGGUGGCAUGAUACUCUACUCUCAUACUGCUUCACUCCACCCAGGAGUAAGAAUAUUUGACCAGCAAUCAUUAUUGGGGGGUGGGAGGGAACAAGAGGUUGACUGUGAUGGACAAACAUCUCGUUCAUAGGGAGGCCCAAACUCUUAGUCGUAUCGUGCUAGUUAAAUCUUGAUGCACUCAGCCAUAAGGGGCCAGAAAGGAGCGAAAGAAUUAGGCAAUCAGGUUAGAUCCUAAACCAAUUCUCAAUCAAUCAUUGAAAGCAGUCCCGGAUUAGUGAAGUUUAUUUCACCUUGUUUUGUGAUUGGUCCAGAAAAUUUACGUCAUACAUCAACGAAUCAGAUGCAAAAGUAAAGCCAAUCGUAACUUGGUCACCCGCAUUUUCCCGCGUUUUAAGCAAUUUGCCUGUAUUUUUAAUAAGAAUUCUCAUUGAUCUUUUGUCAUGUUUGCCUUUGAUCUGAAUGGCUGUUUUGACUACUCUGUGUUAGGUUUUUGACAUUCAAUGACAAUCGAAUUGAUCUCUUAUUCAAAACCGAAGAUGAUUUAAGUGUUGUUUACUUCUUGUAGGGAUUCACUGGAGUUGCAGAUGUGCAAACGAGUUGAAAUUAAAUUAGAGGGAGGAGCAACUGUGGAGUUGUUCCAAAAGGAAUUUAGCAUUAUUCAAAAUCAGAAUACAAAAACUUACAAACCCGGACAAUAUCCCGAGCCGUGCCGGAUGAUGUCAGACCUUCCUAAUGUAGAGAUUUUUCACGUGGGGUUGUUCCUUAUCGCUCGUAUUUACGAGAAAAAUAACCCUUUCUUCGUUAAAUUUGAGGUAAGAGGAUGAUUUUUUCGCAAGAAGGUGAUUCUCUGCUCGUUUUGUUGGCGGGAAGUUUGGAGUCUUGGAUUCUCUCAAUUGGUUUGAUCGUGUUGUGGUGAUAAAAUUGAAACGAAUAUCUCGCAGUCCCUUUCAAUUUCUCAAUUUCCUUUAGUCUUCCUCCCACUCCUCUGUUGUCUGAAUUUGAGCUGAACGAAAAUUAUAUGCCUUUUUUGAGUGUUUUUCAAAGCUAAAACUCAAGUACACUCUUCCUUUUCAUACGUUAAGAACAUGUAAGACACUUAACGAAAUAAGUUUUUAUUUCUUCUAGUUAUUUCCAAACAUCUGAGAUACGGCUUUUCCCCAUUGCUAUCUCAUCUCCUGGCGCCUACUCCCUGUAAUCCUCUUCCACGUUAUUUGUGCUCUACUCCAUUUUCUUCCUUCGUCCGGGCUAAGUUUCUAUAAUUUACCUUCAACAUGUCAUUCUACAUGUGUCCAUUUUUAAAGUAUGUGUAACUUGUUAGAAAUUUAUAGAAGCUUCCUUCGAUAGACUCUUCUCCCAUCUGAGCUAAAGGUUCGUAAGUGACGAAUUCCUUGCAUUGUGGUGACAACAGCAAAGUCGGAAGAGUCUUAUGGGUAGAUAGGGUCUUUGAUUACAGAAAAUUCUUAAACUAAAGAUAUCUAAAAACUGUCUCUAUAGGUUCGAUUUGACCAAGGUUCCCGGGUAUACAUUACGCCCAAUCCAGCCUAUAGGAAGGCUGGCAAGCUUUCUGGUCUGUGUGGCAACUUCAACGGACUCGUUCAGGAUGACCUGCGGCUUCGCGAUAAUGUCACGGCAAAUGAUGACGUUGAGUUUGGUUAUGAUUGGAAAGAUGACGAUGACUGCCCCCGUCCAGUGUCUCUUGAUCCUUGUUUGUCAAAUCCAUCUCGCCAAGGCUGGGCCGAGAAAGGUAAUUAGUAAUAUCGGCAAUUGAAUUUGUUUCGGUAGCGAGCGCCAGAAUUGAGCUUAAGUCUUUUCACGAAGAAAUAAGAUUCGGAAACAAUAUAAUUUUCCAUCUUCCAUUGGAAAGCAAAUGCAUAAAUUAACUUCUGGCGCGUUUUUAGAUUCCAAAGAGUACCCACACUGUUUUCCUGACUUAAAUUGUCUUUAAAUGAACUAAGCAUUAAACUAUGGACGUCACUAGCUCGUUUUAUUAGUUUGCAGUAGUAGUGGUGGGUUGAAACUAAAAACGUAAAUAAGAGCAAGUUAACUAAUCAAGAUAAACAAGCUAUAAGCAAAAGGCGAAUGAAAACAAAGCGAAACGAUAAAAAGAAAUACUUACAUUGAUCACGCCCAAUAUAACUGCAAAAUCGACUUCUACAAUAGAGAACCUUGCCAGGCGCGACUUCAGGUAAACUGUCUCGAAAAGUCAUUAUGCGUAAAAGGAAAUGGCUUUAAUACAAGACUGCCAAAUAACGUGCGGUAUGAGAAACGUGCGAAAAGGUGUAACUGACGAAGAAACACGCUAAGAAGCUCAACAAAAAACAUGAACAAAGAGGUGUGGAAAAGGAAAAGCGCGUAAAAAAUACGAAAUAAAAUUAGAAAGCGCUUAGUACUUACAGAGGGUGUUUAUUUUUCAUGAGUGUGAGACAAAGGGAUGAAAUGAAAUCUUUGCCUGACAAAGAAUCGAACGUCAUAUCCACGGCCCUCACGGUACGAUGCUCAACAACCGUGUCACAGAGAACUAAAUUGGGGACCGGGCUAUGUAUUGACUUAACAAAUUAUGUCAAACGCGUCCUACUUCUCGUUUAAAAAUUGUGAAAAUAGAUCUACAAAGACAAUCGCUUUGUUUUUUAAGGUUGCAACGAGAUCAAGAGAAAUGCCAACUUCAAAGCAUGCCACGAUACUGUGGACCCUGAGCCUUACUUCCAGGCCUGUAAGCACGAGUCUUGCCUCUGCAACAAAGGAGGGGAUUGCGCAUGCUUCUGUUCAGCGAUAGCAACUUACGUUCGAGCCUGUAAUCAGAUGGGCAUCUCAAUCACGUGGCGUCGUGAAGGCUUUUGCGGUGAGUUUAUAGAGCUUGCGUGCAGCAUUUUUAAUCCUUUACAACCUAACAUCGGUGUGCAUAUUGCCCCUACUCUCCUCUACAUAUUUCCUAAUGUAUUCAAAAGGAGAGUUUGUUUCACAAUCAAGAGCUUCACUAGUUGAUGAUCAUUUCCUUUAUUCUGGUGACCUUAACCUGUGAUUUUGGGGAGAUAUUGUAAGGUGAAGUUGUCACUCUAAGGGGUCAAAGAGUAAAUAAAUCCAGGAGAAGGGGAACGAAAGAGAUAACAUUCAAGAAGGUUUAAAACAGAGAAAUGGAAAUGAGUGAAUUUUCCCCAAUGAUCCAGCACAUCAAGAGCAGUUAUUAUGUUAAUAUUUAUUGAAAAAUUUAGACUUUAGAAUUAUAGGCACAAUAUUGAAGACUUGUUGUGGUUCUAUUUAACUUCAGCAUAGUUCCUAGUCUUAUUAUCAUACUAUUACAUCUAUAUAUAUUUCCAGAACUACCAUGUUGUCGUCCCUGUGAAAAUACUGGUGGUUACCUUGCCAACAUAAGUUUACCUUCAACUUGCGAGCAGACUCCAAAGGAUUGCGAAAAACUGGGGGCAAGGUGCUGCCGAGGACCCCGUGUGGAAGGGUGUUCAUGUCCCAAUGGAACGUUCUUCGAUGGCAAGAAAUGUGUUAAUCAGACAAGCGAGUGCGAGAGGCCUUGCGUUGGCUCAUCCACUGUCACGCUCUCCACAUCAAGUGUGUCAAGUACAAGCAGCAUCAGGUGUGUGAUGGUGAACACAAUUGUCAUGGACUGUUAUGCUACUCUAGUCAUAAUUUUAAGAAGUUAUUGCAUUGUAACUUCGAAACAGAGUUCCAGUCCCUCCUAGUUUCAUUAACUUCUGUAAAACCAAUUUAAUUUUUUGAUAGGCAGUCGAAUUUCAGUGAAUGGAAGUCUGUAAAGAAAUGUACAAAUUCGUUAGACUUGUCCUUUGUAAGGGGUCUUGUCCUCUAACAGUUUGGUAUGUAUUCUGUUUGUGAGAAAUGCCUCAACCUGGGCUACCUGUGGCGCUUACGCUCACUCAAAUUAGCAUCUAGGCUUUUCCUAUAAAACUGUAGAAAAUUAUUCUAUCUAUAACAAGAAGGCGUUAGAAGCGAACCUGCCCCGUGCAUUGGGCAUCACUAAAAACAUCUAAAUGUUUGGCACAUUACAUAAUUACUUAAAAAACAAAAGGAACAACAGAGGAGAAAAUGUAAAAUUCAGAAGGGAAGAAUAAAUUGUACUCAUCUGUAACUUUUUCCGCCUUUUUUACUUACUUAUUCCAAGCAUUUCAAGUUCCUCGAGUGCAAGCACAUCUACCUCAACAUCCUCAAGUACAAGCACAAGUACUUCUACAUCAGUGUCCACCAGUGUGUCUACCUCUGCCUCAACCAGUGUGAGCACUACUUCAUCGGUGUCAACGAGUGUAUCAACAUUGGUCUCAACUGGUAUUCCUAGCAGCUUAAGGUAAAUAUUUCAUUAAUCCCUCCAAAGUCAAUCUUUUUAUAGCUUUUUUUAUUUGACGUCGCUUAGUUUAACGUUUAAACUCAAACCAAGAAACUAGCGAAAAAUAAAUGUCAUUGUCAAGUAUGUAAACUUUUGAUAAUAGUCAGAGAAGUUGCAUUCCUAUUAAUUUUUAACAGUCUGUUGCUUUUGGUUUUUGGAUUACAUGCAUGAUUUUAAAUAGUACCUCUAAGAUCAAUUGCUUUGUUUACCAAUUCUGGCAAAACGUAAGACAGGUAGCUAUGCAGAAAUAAAUCCCUGUUUCUUUGCCUUAAUGACAUUAGUUCCGCCAGUCAGCCUCGUAAAGUUACAUUUCACGUCACCUUUUGUAACCUGUUUUGAUUAACGGGUGUUUUCUGAACACUCGUUGCAAGUUGUAAUCGUAUAUUGAAGACUGUAAUGAGAGGAAUCUAAACGCUUGAUGGAUUUUGCUGAGCCUAACUGUUCAUGGUGCAUGUAUUGCGUGAACCGCAUAGAGCGAAUUUAGUUAGUAUUAGAAGUCAGUGCUUAACUUCUGACAUUGUUGUAAUUUUUCUUUAAUGCAUAGUACGUCAACUUUGACCUCGAAGUCUACCCCAACCAGUAUAUCUACGUCGAUAUCUACUAGCUUGUCCAGGUAUGAAUAGUUAUCUAAAGUUUAUUGUGGUACCCUUUGAAUGAACGAUUUACAUGAAAAUACAUCUUACAAUACGUUGAAAAAACAUCAAUUGAAGAUACUUUUAAUGAUUUUGAAUGAUUUUUGCCCUCCAGCUGGCAUGAGGCAGAUAAAUUUUUUUAAAUAUUAAAGAUAUGUUUUAUUUAAAUUUAUUUUGUAUUUCGGAAAAAAACGUCAUGAAGUUCGCGACGAAUACCGUUGUUGUCUCGGAGAGUGGGAAAAUCACCGAGCUGUAGAAUGGGCUUGAACUCUCUGCAGAAACUACGGAAAUUCCGUAGGCACAACACAUAUUAUUAUGGCUAAAUAUCAAUUAUUCCCAAAAAGGAGGCUUUAUGUAGGGUAUUUUACCAGGAUUAAAACCAGAAACAGAUCGACACCUUUUUCAUUGCGUAGCAUUCCUCGAUAUGCAAAUUUAUCCACUGCCCCGGGCUGACUAAUGUCAGUUUAGCAGCACAGCGGUCAAAGGUUUGUGCACGUGCAAAUGUUUAAACGAUGAAAAGGCGGUCCAACACCUUCAUGCUAACGGAACCAAGUUAACUCCUGAAGUUAAUAACAACCACACAAGACGGUUACUGACAGUUCUUAACUUUGUCGAUAAAGCUCAAACCAAACUGACAACUCAGCAGAAUAUUCGUAAUUGAACAAACUUUGCGUUCAAUCUUAAUUUUCCCUUGAAUUUAGCUUCACAUCAUUUCAGUGAUAUUUUGCGUUUCAAUUUUUUUCACGUUAAUUUUGCGUGGUGGGGCUGGCUCCUUUUGUUUUUCUUUUAAAUGUGCAUAGGCAAUUCGCACUCGGCUAACCAAAAUUAAUGCAUAUGCACAUGCCCUACGUUUGACCGCUGUGUUCAGUUGAGCUGACGGGAAUCUCCUUUCGAUUUCUUUUCAACCUUCAUUGUGCGGUAAACAGAUCAAAACGGGAAACAGAUCACACUUAGUCAAGGAUACAGCAGGUGAUCAUAAAGGGGGAAUUGCUGACCAAGUUGUUGUUGUUUAUCGGUGGCGGUGGUGGCAAAAUAAGAGAUUAGAUUUAGGAAACGGUAAUGAAGGCAGGAGUAAUAUUUCAUUGUGGUAAUACGGAAGAAGGAAGAUUGUAAAUGAGCUGUUGUUGGUUACACUGACUGACGUUUCGAACAAUGUCACUUGAAGAUAUGUUUAUUGUCGACUGUUAUGAGUUGCGCUCGUGGGAGCUGACUGCGUAUUUGAUUGGUCAAUUUUCGGUUAGUGUUGCAGGCUGUAAGACUCAAUUAGUUUUAGUCAGUUUUGUUGAUCAGUUUCCAUUUUACGGAUAUUCAGGUUAUGCGAUCCAGUUUGUUAUGUUAACGUCACGAUAAGGUCGUUUUGAUAAUGAUGGCGGUGACGAUGGUGAUAAGUUUGAUGCUAGCAAAGAUUAAAAUGAAGGUAAUGACUAUUGAAGUUGAUGGUGAAAAUGAUGCUGAUGAUGGGAGCUGUAGUAGUAAUAUUUCACUUUGUAGUUAUGGUGGCGAGGAAGAGCAGGCUUUGUUACUCUAUUGCUAAGUUAGUUUGUUGUAGAUGAUAGGAGAAAGAAGUGAGAUGCAGAAGUUUUUUUUAAAAAUAAUUUUCAUUUAUGAAGUUAAGCUCAAACAGUUAAUGGGAAUGUAGAUAUGAAUUCCCUCUUUCGAUCUCUUAGUUCACCGCUAUACACUCAAGGUCAAUCAUCCUACGGCGCAAGUGUAUCAAAAUCAGUUUUUAAUGUGUCUUCGACCGAGUCAACGUCCGAGGCGAUAUUUCCCCCACGCUCGUCAUAUCAACGAUUUUCAGAGAAAACAACAGCCACUGUGUUCCCCUCGUCUGCGUACAGUUUGUCCUCUAAUGAACAGUAUUCAAUACCUACAUCAAGUAGGAAGCCGCCGAGUUUGAAGCCUCCGAGGACAUCUUCUACAUCAAGUGUCUCAUCUUCCAGGUUAUUAGCAUUACCGUCAGCUUUGGAGAGGAAGGGUGGGGUUGGGGAUAGAGGGCAAAGGGAUGGAGGAUAGGGGGAGAGGAGGAAAGAACCACCAACAUUCAUCGGGGAGGAAAAGGAUUGUUUAUGAAAUAAAGGGGAAAUCGAGGCCUUAGAUCGAUGAAGAAACGUCUCUAAGAUGCCAAAAAUUGUAGUUUAACUAUUUAGACUGUUCGUGCGAUUGAUCGCAUGGUCGGAAAACGCACUUUUUGACUAUUUCAGAAAAGUUGCGCAGUGAGGAACCUCCUCGUUACUCCUCUUGGCUUGAAGUCAAUCUGCUUUAUGUACAUCUCGCAAAUCACUUGUUUCAUCCCUCCUUAGAUAAAUCCAGCCGGAAAGUAUGAAGCACACUCUUAAAGGUUUUUGUUAGGUAUAAACAAAUGAAAUGACGUGAAAAACAUCGAAAAGCAUGGAGCGAAUUAAAAAAGAUUCAAAGCGCAGACCAUAUCGUUAAAUGGUACUUUCACUGACUAAGUUUUAGUUGUCGUUCUAAUUUCAAUACCUUUUAACUCAACAGUAAAUCUAUAUCAACUUCAACAAGCACCUCAAUAAGUUCAAGCUCAAGCUCAACCAGUAGAAGUUCAAGCAGGUCGACUAGUGUUUCCACAAGUGUAUCAACUUCAUUGAGUACAAGUACUUCCACAUCAACCUCAACAAGUGUCAGUACUUCGUCAUCACCAUCCAGCAGUGUGUCAACCUCAACCUCAACAAGCGUAUCUACAUCAGUUAGCACCAGCACGUCUAUUACAACGUCAUCAUCAACAAGCAUUAGUACACCAACAACGUCAGUUUCCACCACGUCAUUAAGUGCCAGCACAAGUACUUCAGCAUCAGUGUCCACUAGUGAGUCUACCUCCACUUCAAAAAGUCUAAGUACUUCAACUUCAAUGUCCACUAGUGUGUCUACUUCAACAUCAACUAGUGUAAGUACACCAUCAACUUCAGUUUCCACUACAUUGUCAAGUGCCAGCACAAGUACUUCAACAUCAGUAUCCACCACUGUGUUCACUUCAACCUCAACAAGUAUAAGCACACCAACAACGUCAGUGUCUACGACAUAUUCAAGUGGCAGCCCAAGUACUUCAACAUCAGUGUCUACUAGUGCAUCUACCUCGACGUCAACAAGUAAGUCGACAUCAAUCUCAACCUCUGCUUCAACAUCAACUAGUGUUUCGACUUCUGUCAGCACAAGCAUUUCAACAUCAACAUCGGCAAGUAUUAGUACACCAACAACAACAGUUUUCUCGACAUACUCAACUGCCAGCACAAGUACUUCAACCUCAGUGUCCACCAGUGUAUCAACAUCAACGUCGACUAGUGUGAGUACACCAUUCACGUCAGUUUCCACUACAUUAUCAAGUGCCAGCACAAGUACCUCAACAUCACUGUCGACUAGUGUGUCUACAUCCACCACAACUAGUGUGAGUACACCAACAACAUCUGUUUCUACUACAUUGUCAAGUACCAGCACAAGUACUUCAACAUCAGUGUCUAGUAGUGUGUCUACAUCCACUUCCACAAGUGUGAGUACACCAACAACGUCAGUUUCCACUUCAUUGUCAAGUGCCAGCACAAGUACUUCAACAUCAGUGUCUACUAGUGUGUCUACCUCGACGUCAACAAGUAAGUCGACAUCAAUCUCAACCUCUGCCUCAACAUCAACUAGUGUUUCGACUUCUGUUAGCACAAGCAUUUCAACAUCAACAUCGGCAAGUAUUAGUACCCCAACUACAACAGUUUUCUCGACAUACUCAACUGCCAGCACAAGUACUUCAACCUCAGUGUCCACCAGUGUAUCAACAUCAACGUCGACUAGUGUGAGUACACCAUUCACGUCAGUUUCCACUACAUUAUCAAGUGCCAGCACAAGUACCUCAACACCACUGUCGACUAGUGUGUCUACAUCCACCACAACUAGUGUGAGUACACCAACAACAUCUGUUUCCACUACAUUGUCAAGUGCCAGCACAAGUACUUCAACAUCAGUCUCUAGUAGUGUGUCUACAUCCACUUCCACAAGUGUGAGUACACCAACAACGUCAGUUUCCACUUCAUUGUCAAGUGCCAGCACAGGUACUUCAACAUCAGUGUCUACUAGUGUGUCUACCUCGACGUCAACAAGUAAGUCGACAUCAAUCGCAACCUCUGCCUCAACAACAACUAGUGUUUCGACUUUUGUUAGCACAAGCACUUCAACUUCAAUAUCGGCAAGUGUAAGUACACCAACUACAACAGUU